Messenger RNA from Empidonax traillii (willow flycatcher), 2323 nucleotides. It is a transcript of the gene VWC2L, whose product is annotated as von Willebrand factor C domain containing 2 like. Bases 22 to 582 code for a protein of 186 amino acids. The transcript is spliced from 3 exons. Gene Ontology annotation, biological process: negative regulation of BMP signaling pathway. The record is from RefSeq and is a predicted model, not a curated record. Gene Ontology annotation, molecular function: protein binding. Gene Ontology annotation, cellular component: AMPA glutamate receptor complex. NCBI's taxonomy places the organism in Eukaryota, Metazoa, Chordata, Aves, Passeriformes, Tyrannidae.
UGUAUCUGGCAUUGAGAUCCCAUGGAGAAGCUGAGGAGGGGGAUGGCUCUUCAUGAAGUCUGGAUACUUCUGUUUGUAAUCCCUGGUUUGGUCACUCCAGCUGCCAUCAAUCAUGAAGACUAUCCUGCUGAUGAAGGGGACCAGACCUCCAGUAAUGACAAUCUGAUCUUUGAUGACUACCGGGGGAAGGGCUGUGUGGAUGACAGUGGCUUUGUGUACAAACUGGGAGAACGUUUUUUCCCGGGACAUUCCAACUGUCCCUGUGUCUGUACUGAGGAUGGACCUAUUUGUGAUCAACCAGAAUGCCCUAAAAUCCACCCAAAGUGUACAAAAGUGGAACACAAUGGAUGCUGUCCGGAAUGCAAAGAAGUGAAGAACUUUUGUGAAUAUCAUGGGAAAAAUUACAAGAUCUUGGAGGAAUUUAAGCCCUCGCCAUGCGAAUGGUGUCGCUGCGAGCCCAGCAAUGAAGUUCACUGUGUUGUAGCAGACUGCGCAGUUCCCGAGUGUGUCAACCCAGUCUAUGAACCAGAACAGUGUUGUCCUGUCUGCAAAAAUGAAAUCCCUGAAAUGGCCAGAUUUUAAGGUUGCACUUAACCCCCCUUCAGUCAAAGUCUAUGCAAUGUGCUGCUUGGUUGUGCAGAUGCCAGUUGAAUGUGACCAUCCAGGAGGAGACGUGUUCCCCCGCCGGACUUUGCUGGACUCCACCAUCCCUUCCUGGCUCCCGCCGGCCGAAGGCAGUAGUGUAGUGUAGCCACAGCACCCUUCAUUCCUGGGGGAUGAAGCACUGAUGGCACCCAUCCACCAAGGCAGCCUCGUGGGCGCUCGGUCACCCCACGGCCACCACCUCACUGACAGGGCGGGCUGAGGGGGCACAGCAACGACCGGCUCACGCUCUUUGGGAUCACCAGCAGGAAUGGGAACUGUGGUGCCCUGUUAGCUCAAGUACAGGAGUGAUUUGAUUACCAACAGAGGAAGAAAGGAUCGAUUUGAAAGCUGGUAGAAGAUCUAGACUGAAAAACGAGGCGGUAUAUUUGGGCCAGGCAGACACCAACCUGACACAACACUGCAGUUUGGGAGGUGUCAUUUCCCUGAAAUUGCCUUUCCAUGGAGCUGGCUCGUCCCCAUCACUUUCGGCCACGUGGUUAAAGGCACGGAGAUGCCAAACUUUCUGGUGGAAAUUCAGCACGUAAGCACCUGUGAAGAGCUAGACCCUCCAGUGCUUUUGGAAAUCUCCAGCAGUUGGAUUAUCCAGAUGCUUUAAUGCCCUGCUUACUCAAGACUGCCCUGCUCCCCGUGGGCACAGCUGUUGGAAGAGUCAUCUGAUAACAGUGAAAAGCUUUGGAAAGGUUCACAGAGGUUAAACCUUCCAAAAUUAGCCAUCCUGGUGCUGGAUGGCAUCAGGGAGGGCUGAGCUGGAGCUGCCACCUCCCGAAGUUUCAAAGGAAGUGAGACUAAAAGAGGCAAGGGAGAGGAAAAGCCUUUAGAGAACAAAAAAGCCACGAACUGAGCAGCGCUUAAUGUGAUUAACUGUAUCACACAGCUCAGUGCUCACACAAAGCAGGAGCUGCUGGACUGUGCAGUGCCAGAGUGACAGGGAUGCUGCUGGGAAAAGCUCCAUUCAGAGGGAGCUGCCGUGGGAGCCAGCGGGACAGCAGCCCCUGCGACCCGACGUGUUCGCCCGCACGCUCACGGGUCACCUGAUGCUGCCCCAGCCUUUGUGUUCUCUUCCUGUGCCCAGCGAGCAAGAAAAGGACAAUUCGCAAAUUAAACACGGCAGGAAAAGGCUCUGCCUGACAGCCAAAGGCCAGGCAGGAGCUGAAAGCCGCUAUCCUGGAUUUGUGUGCCCCAGGCCCUAACCACGCUUCUGUGCUUCCACCGCAGCAGAGUUCAAAAUGCACCCUAAGGAGGAGGGCUGGGCAGGGUUAUGAGGAGCCAUUUGUCGGAUGGGACUGGCUCCAAGGAUGUCUUUUAGUGGACACAGCUCUCAGAGAUGUGGGAAACAUGUGAUGUGGUCUGCGUUGCUCUUUAAACUCAGAAAUGUUUGUGAGGAAGCUUCUGCUCAUCAGGGAUUGUUUCCCCUUGGGAAAAUGUUGCUGAAAUUUGUGUGCACACCGGUGGUAGUGCAAGAUUCACUGUCAUCGUGAUAGUAUGGGGGUAGGUGUUAGAGAUAGAUAGAAGGGGUGUCAGUUUGGGAUUUUUUUGUGGGGAGGAAGCUCCUAGAUUGAGGUUGGGAGGCCAGGUUCCCUUUGCAGAACACAAGCAGCCAAAGCAGUACUGAAAUGAAAGCAGGCAUGCUGUUGCUGUUCAGGUGUGGUGUUGACUG